This is a messenger RNA of Puntigrus tetrazona (Sumatra barb), 1479 nucleotides long. RefSeq names its product dehydrogenase/reductase SDR family member 1-like. NCBI's taxonomy places the organism in Eukaryota, Metazoa, Chordata, Actinopteri, Cypriniformes, Cyprinidae. The transcript has 9 exons. The coding region runs from base 158 to 1090 and encodes 310 amino acids. The record is from RefSeq and is a predicted model, not a curated record.
UUUAUAUUAGACGUAUUACGGGAAUAGGGGGACGGCCAUAAACUAAACUGUCUUCCAGAAAUACAAAUAAUUUUACCAAGCUAUGCCUCUUGUUUCCUGAUUGAAGUCCAGACAAGACAACACAUUUCAUCGGAGGUAUAACCGCAGCGUUUAUCAGAUGGCACUAUCAGGAUGGAUCUGUGUGGUAACUGGUGCUUCCAGAGGAAUUGGAAGAGGUAUUGCCCUCCAGUUAUCUGAGGCGGGCGCUACGGUGUACAUCACCGGUCGUCAGGAGAAAACUCUGAAGCAGACAGCAGCUGAGGUGACAGAGAGAGGUGGCCGGUGUCUCCCAGUGGUCUGUGACUCAUCUAAAGAGGAUGAAAUCAAGGAGCUGUUUGAACGUGUCCAGCGCGAGCAAAAUGGGAGACUUGACUUACUGGUGAAUAAUGCCUAUGCGGGUGUGCAGGCUAUUAUGAACAACUUGAACAAAAAGUUCUGGGAGGUGGAUCCAGACAUUUGGGACACAAUCAACAACACUGGACUCAGGGGCCACUACUUCUGCUCGGUGUAUGCUGCACGGAUGAUGGUGGAGCAGGGCAAAGGCUUGAUUGUGUUCAUAUCAUCCAUGGGUGGCCUGCUCUAUCUCUUUAAUGUGUCCUAUGGGGUCGGCAAAGCUGCAUGUGACAGAAUGGCAGCGGACAUGGCAAUAGAGCUGAAGAAGAGAGGCGUGGUUUCUCUAAGCCUUUGGCCAGGGGUUGUUCAGACUGAGUUAAUUAAUCAGUUUGUAUCUAGUGAUGAGGCUCCUCCAGGAUUUGAUCCAAAAUUGAAGCAAAUGUUCAGUAAGGGUGAGACGACAGAGUUAAGUGGACGAUGCAUAGUUGAGCUGGCCAAAGAUAAAAAUCUGAUGUCAAUGACUGGGCAGGUUUUGAUGACCUGUGACCUCGCUCACCGCUAUGGAUUCAAUGAUGUUGAUGGUCGCAGUGUCACGGACUACACCUCUCUAAAGUUCCUCAUUUCCCAGGUACCCUAUCUGUCCUGGCUGUCCGUAUUCACUCCUUCAUUCAUCAGAUUGCCUCGCUCCAUGCUGAGCCUUUUCAGUGGAAAAAUAUAAUAUGCCUCAGGGAAGAUACAGUAGCCACUUUUCCACCAUCAGGCCAAAUGGUUCUGUUUGAAGAACCUUUAUUUUCUGCGCCGUUCCUAGCCGGCCAGUACAGUUAGGCUUUAGUUUUCCACUGCGGAUUCAAUUCAAAUGCUUCAGUUGUUGCCAUGUCACGCUUAACAAGCUACAGAGAGAGAUCCUGAGAGACGCCGACGCACCUUUCCAGGCUCACAUGGAAACGCAGCUGGAACUGUACCUGACAGUGCUUACAACCGUUCGGCCCGAUAGUAGAAAAGUUUCUUUUUUCUAACAUGUCUUGGUGCAAAGACUGGCUAUUUUUGGUAAUCCUGUCAUUUAAAGACAGAAAUAAUAAAGAAAUAAAGUUGUUUCUAAUAUGAUGA